AACACUGGUUUUGUGGUAAAUCGUGUUCUGUGGCCGUAAAUCAAGCGUGCUGUCUACUGUCCUGUCUUGUCGCCAUUUGUAAAUUUUUGGAACAUUUGAUCUAAUUUUAAUUAGGACUGAGAAUUUAAUUCUCCCUUUAUUUUUUGUACAUAACAAUCAAAUCUUCCAAAGCAAUUAUGGGAGUGCAGGUUGAAACACUUUCCGCAGGCGAUGGCCGAACUUUCCCUAAGACUGGACAAACUGUUGUUGUUCACUAUACGGGUACCUUACAAGAUGGACAAAAAUUUGAUUCAUCAAGAGAUAGGGGAAGUCCAUUUAAGUUUCGAAUUGGCAAGGGAGAAGUAAUCAAAGGAUGGGAUGAAGGGGUUGCUCAAUUGAGUAUUGGACAAAGAGCUAAGUUAACUUGUUCUCCAGAUUAUGCUUAUGGGGCUAGAGGACAUCCAGGAAUCAUACCUCCAAACUCAACACUUAUUUUCGAUGUAGAACUUUUAGAAAUAGAGUAAACUCAGAUUGCCUUAGGGAAUAUAAAAACGAAUUUAGUCUUACAUUUGUUUCUAGAAAAUUUGAUUCGUGUUAGAUAAACCAAAAAUGGGCGAAUCAAAUUUUUUAUUCCUAAAUGUAUAGCCUAAAAACGUCUGUACCAAGAAUCAACCAAUAGUCAUUUUGUGAGAAAGUAAAAUUUUUUUCGUUAUUUUUAGAUCCUAUAAAAAUGUUUAAUGUAUUAUUUUUAUUGAAGUUAUUGGAGAUCUAACACAGCUUUCAAUUUAUUUCAUUGCAUUUAUAGGUGUUGUGAUGUUCUAAUAAAAGAAUUUGAUGUCAAUUAU
Psylliodes chrysocephalus is the source of this 824-nucleotide messenger RNA. The record is from the annotation of a GenBank genome assembly. Lineage: Eukaryota; Metazoa; Arthropoda; Insecta; Coleoptera; Chrysomelidae.